This is a messenger RNA of Lolium rigidum, 966 nucleotides long. RefSeq names its product transcription initiation factor IIB-like. The coding region runs from base 1 to 966 and encodes 321 amino acids. The transcript has a single exon. Gene Ontology annotation, molecular function: TBP-class protein binding. NCBI's taxonomy places the organism in Eukaryota, Viridiplantae, Streptophyta, Magnoliopsida, Poales, Poaceae. Gene Ontology annotation, cellular component: nucleus; transcription preinitiation complex. The record is from RefSeq and is a predicted model, not a curated record. Gene Ontology annotation, biological process: DNA-templated transcription initiation; transcription preinitiation complex assembly.
AUGCACAGCUCGCCGGCGGACGAGCGGGUGUACUGCCCGGACUGCCACCGCGCGACGGAGGUGGUCCUCGACCACGCCACCGGCGACACCAUCUGCACCGAGUGCGCGCUCGUCCUCGACGCGCACUACGUCGACGAGGGCUCCGAGUGGCGCACCUUCAGCGACGACGGCGGCGGCGACGACCGCGACCCCAGCCGCGUCGGCUCCACGGGCGACCCCUUCCUCGAUGCCAAGCUCUCCACCGGCAUCACCUACGCCAAGAAGCCCGCCGCCGCCGCAGGCGCAGGCGACAACUCCAAAUCCCUGCCCAGGAUGUCGGUGCCCUUCGACGACGGCUCGGCCUCCGACAGGGCCCUCGUCGACGCCUUCCGCGGCAUCUCCGACAUGGCGGACCGGCUCGGCCUCGUGGCCACCAUCCGGGACCACGCCAAGGAGACGUUCAAGAAGCUCGACGACGCCAAGGGCUGCCCGCGCGGCCGCAACCGGGACGCCGUCUACGCCGCAUGCCUCUACAUCGCCUGCCGCAACCUCGGCAUGCCGCGCACCUACAAGGAGCUCGCCUCCGUAACCGCAGAAGGCGCCGCCGCCAGGAAGGACAUCGGCAAGAUGACGCUGCACAUCAAGAAGCUGCUCGGCGAGGAGGACGGCCAGGUCAUGGACAUCGGCGUCGUGCGCGCGUCCGACUACCUGCGCCGCUUCUGCUCCAGGCUCGGCCUGGGAAACCAGGAGGUGCGCGACGCCGGGGAGGCCGUGCGGAGGCUCGAGGAGGGCCUCGACGUGCGCCGCAACCCAGAGUCCAUCGCCGCCGCAAUCAUCUACAUGGUCGUGCAGCGCGCCGGCGCCGGCAGGACGGUCAAGGACGUGUCCGUUGCAACCGGCGUCGCAGAGGGAACCAUCAAGGAGGCGCACAAGGACCUAACCCCGCACGCCCAGAUGCUCUUCGGAUCAGCGAUCGGCCCCCCAUAA